CAUCGCGCAGCCUUUUUUAAUCCUCCUCCUCAAACCCGAAGUGUCCGGACCAAAACUGCAACAUUCCUGAGGACAACUUUCGUUACUGCUCAUGUGCUUAUCAUUCCUACAGGCCAGGAGAAACGUUUGGAGAACACCUGGACACUGUUAUUUCCUGGUUUUAUAACUUUUGUUGCACUUGAACGACUCCUUUACGUUCCAGAGACUUUGGCUCCGGACGGACAUUGACUUUUUUUUUUCUUUCUAAAUCAACGAUCAGAGUCAUUUUUCGCAUUUUACUUCCAUUCCGAAUAGACUAAAAACAGGCAGCGGGCACCAGCCUACUGUUUUCUUUUUGCACAACACAGAAAUAGUCUUAACUGUGCUUUUUUUUUUCUACGCGUAGUCUUAAAUUAAGUAACAAAACAGUAAACAAUGGCAGGUAUGAACUCUCUGGAUGCUGUGAAGAGGAAGAUUCAGUGUUUGCAGCAGCAGGCCGACGACGCAGAGGACCGGGCUCAGGUCCUACAGAGACAGCUGGACAGUGAACGGGAGCUGCGAGAGAAAGCGGAGGGUGAUGUAGCAGCUCUGAACCGUAGGAUCCAACUGGUGGAGGAGGAGUUGGACCGAGCCCAGGAGAGGCUGGGCGUAGCUCUCCAAAAACUGGAAGAGGCUGAGAAGGCCGCAGAUGAGAGCGAGAGAGGGAUGAAGGUGAUUGAGAACCGAGCAAUGAAGGACGAGGAGAAGAUGGAGAUUCAGGAGAUGCAGCUGAAGGAGGCUAAACACAUCGCCGAGGAGGCCGACCGUAAAUAUGAGGAGGUGGCACGCAAGCUGGUGAUCCUGGAAGGAGAGCUGGAGAGAGCUGAGGAGAGGGCCGAGCUCUCAGAAUGUAAAGCCAGCGACCUGGAGGAGGAGCUGAAAAAUGUGACCAACAACCUGAAGUCCUUAGAAGCCCAGUCUGAGAAGUAUUCAGAAAAAGAAGACAAGUACGAGGAGGAGAUCAAAGUUCUGACUGACAAACUGAAGGAGGCUGAGACCCGUGCAGAGUUUGCAGAGAGGACAGUGGCCAAACUGGAGAAGUCCAUUGAUGACCUGGAAGAGAAACUGUCACAUGCCAAAGAGGAGAAUCUGGGCAUGCAUCAGGUCCUGGACCAGACCCUGCUGGAACUAAACAGCUUAUAAACACACAGAGCAGAGAGGAAACUGGAGAGGAUGAGAUCGUCAUGUAACAUUCCUUCAAUGUCCAUUCCACAUUUUGAGCUGUAAAAUCUUUUUUUUUUUUUCCUCUUGUGAAGGGGGAUUAACUUAAUGCUUGUCCCUUUAUGUUCUUUUUUUUUUUUUUUUGCUUUUUUUUCCUAAGGCACAACUUUGUUUCUUUUUUUUUGUAAGAUGGGAAGCCAUUAUGACCAUACUGAUUUUUUUUUUUUUAUCUCCAUCUGUGAUUGCAAAGAUUUUCCCCAGAAAUGAUUUUUGACCACUUAUUUAGAAAGAGCUGGCAAUUAAUACACCCAAAGAAACUUCAGAUUUUGUCACUGAACCACUUAAACUGGCUCCAUUUUACAUUUUAUGUGCACAUAGAUUAAGCCUCUGUCUGAUCAUUUUAAUGCAUAUGCUAAAGAUGGCAUUUGGUUUCCUUCACCCUGCGUUAGUGUUGCCAGUGCCACCCACUGGUGACAUGAAGUUUUGAUUUUCAGAUCAUGUUUUACCUCCUUAAGAGGCUGCAGACAUUUGACUUUUUAUUAUAAAUAGCUUCAUAGUCAAAGGAACGGGUGACCUUGUGGAAAGGUUUCAUUGAUACAUAAACAGGUCAUGGCACAUGCUGCUGAGUCACUCUACACUCCCUUACAUUUAAUUACAUAAUAAUGCCUCCUGUGUCACUCUCCAGUCAUUAUGAUCCUACGUGUUGAAGAUGCACAGAAUAUGUAUGUGCGUCAAAAGUUUUCUACUCUUUGCAUGUAUGAAUCUGUGCAGAAUCUGGGAGUCAUGCAUGUAGUGUGCAUAACUACGCUGUACUACCUUCACCGAGGCUCGACCUGACCAUUGACAUAUUCUGCGUCAUUAUCAAUGUGCGAUAAUGUAGCCACUUACUUACAAUAAAUUGUAUUACAUGAGCGAGCUAAACUCCAAACCACUGGAAGCUCAGUCAAGUUUUAUCAACCGUGGAUACUUAUUGUAUAUAGUAGAAUAAUGUUAGGUAUGUGAGAAAUUGUAUUGCUUCGAUUUUUUUUGUUUUGUUUUGUUUCAUUUACGACACUUCUUUUUGCCAGGGGAACUCUAAAGACCAAAGAACACGCAUAACACAGACAAUAAAUUCUUCAAUUGUUUUUAUUUUUGUUUGUGAUGGUCAGUGUGGUUUCAUCUCAAGUCAGGGCCUUGAAAAGCACCGCUCAUGUGAUUGAGACCAUUUUGAAAUAUUUCAUUCACCACCACCCCCUCUUUGUCAACCUAAUAAAUGUUUUACAGAAA
Molecule: messenger RNA, 2445 nt
Organism: Scatophagus argus
Lineage: Eukaryota; Metazoa; Chordata; Actinopteri; Scatophagidae
Gene: tpm4a
Product: tropomyosin 4a
Exons: 8
Coding region: 415-1161 (248 amino acids)
Biological process (GO): muscle contraction; actin filament organization
Cellular component (GO): actin filament
Molecular function (GO): actin filament binding
Source: RefSeq, a predicted model, not a curated record